Molecule: messenger RNA, 1043 nt
Organism: Cynara cardunculus var. scolymus (artichoke)
Lineage: Eukaryota; Viridiplantae; Streptophyta; Magnoliopsida; Asterales; Asteraceae
Exons: 2
Coding region: 405-815 (136 amino acids)
Source: RefSeq, a predicted model, not a curated record
UGGCAACCAACAAACAAACCCUAACCCUAAUUCACCCUCCGCCAUUCCCCUUUCUUCCUUGACAGGUUUCUCUCAACUCAUCCCUGAGAAAUUCCAAUUGUGAAUGGUGGAAAUCUUGAUUCUUUGGUGGAUGAUCUUCCCCCUUCCCUCGAGGGGGAUCUCUUCUCUUUCCACCGCUUUCGCCUUUGGAUCUUGCAAGGAAGGCUGGUAUUACCGCUGCAUCGGCGUCGAUCCGUGAAAUCGGAAUCUCUUUUCCUCAACGCCACCGUCUAAUCUAAUCGCUCUCCUCCGAUCAUCCUCACCUGUUUUACGAUUCAAUUCCAUUCGCUUCAUUGUUUUGUUCUUUCGUUUCCCCGUUUCAAGGAUAAAAAGAGGAAAAUUCGUAUUUGUUUCUUCGAACAAGGAUGUUGCUCAUGAAGCAUAAGAAGAAUCAGGCCGGGAAAGCCUCCGGCAACCGUUUAUUGAUCAGCGUUACCGUUAUCGGUAGCGCCGGUCCGAUCCGUUUUGUUGUUAACGAGGAGGAGGUGGUGGCUGCCGUCAUCGAUACCUCUCUAAAAUCCUACGCUCGCGAAGGGCGUCUCCCAAUCCUUGGCUCCAAUAGUAAAGAUUUCGUUCUAUAUUGCCCCACCACCGGAACGGAAGCUCUGAGUCCAUGGGAGACGAUUGGAUCGGUUGGAACGAGGAAUUUCAUGCUGUGCAAGAAACCUGAGAAGGUGGUGGAGGGUGGCGAUGGUGUCGGAAUAACAAGGAAAGGCUCCGGCAGCUGGAAGGCGUGGUUCAAUAAAUCACUGAAUCUGAAAGUUUCUUCUCAUUGAUUCCUGAUGAGAUGAAUAUAAUAAGCACUGAUUCGUUGUUAGUUUUGUUUAGUGAUGAAUUUCUGGUGAGGGUUUUGUUUGUUUUUCAAAUGAAUUGUCAAUUUCCAAAUCUACUCCAAUAAUUUAUUAAUUAUUCGAUUGUGUUGCAUUAAAGGACACGAUGUCGUACUCUUCUACGAUAUUUGCGUCAUCAUACGUUAUAGAUUUUAUCCAACCAAGUUUAUUUUU